Molecule: messenger RNA, 1981 nt
Organism: Carica papaya (papaya)
Lineage: Eukaryota; Viridiplantae; Streptophyta; Magnoliopsida; Brassicales; Caricaceae
Gene: NPC6
Product: non-specific phospholipase C6
Biological process (GO): phospholipid catabolic process
Molecular function (GO): hydrolase activity, acting on ester bonds
Source: RefSeq, a predicted model, not a curated record
UCUUCUUUUAUUUUCUUUCGCUUUUUCUCCCAAAGCAAACAGCAUUAUAACCAGAAGUUUCACUUCUCUCUCGUGCGUAUAUCCAGGUGUUGGAAAAAUCUCGUAUUGUAUAAGAUUCCCGACCAACUUUACUCCACACUUAUCAUUUUUAUUUGCUAGAUUACAAGAAGAGCUAAUAUCCCAUUUGCCUAGGAUCGCUCACAACCAUGAGAGCACCUUCAUUUUCCUUCAUUUUCUUGCUCUUUCUCACUCUAUCAUGUGUUUGGAAGCCGGCCCACUUGACUUUUGCGGCUCACCAGUGGGAGUCGCCCAUCAAGACGGUUGUUGUUUUGGUAAUGGAGAAUAGAUCCUUCGACCACAUGCUUGGGUGGAUGAAAAAGGCUAUCAACCCUUCAAUCAAUGGAGUCACGGGAGAUGAAUGCAACCCUUUAUCCACUAAGAACUCAACCACACAAACAAUUUGCUUCACCGAUGAUGCCGAGUUUGUGGACCCGGAUCCGGGUCAUUCCUUUGAAGAUGUGGCGCAACAGGUAUUUGGGUCUGGUUCUAUUCCUUCCAUGACUGGUUUUGUAGAACAAGCACUUUCCAUGUCUGAUAAUCUCUCUGACACUGUCAUGAAAGGGUUUAAGCCUGGCUCUGUGCCGGUAUACGCUUCUCUUGUAAAAGAAUUUGCAGUUUUUGAUAGAUGGUUUUCUUCCAUACCCGGCCCGACCCAACCCAAUACGCUAUUUGUCUACUCUGCUACUUCCCAUGGCUCAACAAGCCAUAUCAAGAAGCAGCUGGCACAAGGCUACCCACAAAAAACAAUCUUUGAUUCUCUUCAUGAGAAUGGUAUUAACUUUGGUAUUUACUUCAAAAACAUACCCACUUAUCUGUUCUACAGAAAUUUGAGGAAAUUGAAGUAUAUUUUUAAGUUUCAUGAGUUUGAUUGGAAGUUUAAGAAGGAUGCUAGAAAUGGGAAGUUGCCUAGCUUGACUGUAAUCGAGCCAAGGUAUUUUGAUCUUAAGGGAAUCCCCGCAAACGAUGAUCAUCCAUCUCAUGAUGUUGCCAAUGGACAAAAGCUUGUUAAGGAGGUUUAUCAGGCACUGAGAGCUAGUCCUCAGUGGAAUCAGACCCUUUUAAUUAUUACUUAUGAUGAGCAUGGCGGAUUCUAUGAUCAUGUCAAGACUCCUUAUGUCAAUGUUCCCAACCCAGAUGGAAACACUGGCCCUGCGCCUUACUUCUUCAAGUUUGAUAGGCUUGGUGUUCGCGUGCCAACAAUUAUGGUCUCUCCUUGGAUUGAGAAAGGCACCGUGAUAACUAGUCCAAAAGGACCUAGACCGAAUUCAGAGUUCGAGCACUCCUCAAUUCCGGCAACAAUAAAGAAAAUCUUCAACCUUUCCUCGAAUUUCUUGACUCACAGAGAUGCAUGGGCUGGCACAUUUGAGGAGGUUGUUGGGAAGCUGACCUCUCCCAGAACUGAUUGUCCAGAGACGUUGCCAGAGGUGACACCUUUGAGGAGAACAGAAGCAAAAGAAGAUAAUGGGCUAUCUGAGUUUCAGAGCGAGGUUGUUCAAUUAGCAGCCGUUCUUAAUGGUGACCACUUCCUCAGCAGCUUCCCAGAUGAGACGGGGAAGAAGAUGACUGUGAGAGAAGCUCAUGAUUACGUGAGAGGAGCCACUUCGCGUUUUAUAAGAGCAAGCAAAGAGGCGAUCAAGCUGGGAGCUGAUGAAUCUGCCAUUGUAGAUAUGAGAUCAUCACUCACUACAAGAUCUUCGAUUCACAACUAGUGGACCUGCAUUUUUGUGUAUUUAUGUGGUUUUAAGAAUGUAUUGAAUGUCUGUCAUUAAAAAUUUUGAAGUAAUGUAUGCAUAAAAACUGAGUGAGAGAGUAUUUCCAUUCUGCCUUUUGAAGCAGUAAUUUCCGAAACUGGCCAAAUAUUGUAAAGUUCAUGGGAGCAACUGAACCAGUAAAACUGCUCUUCAAAGGAGAGCAUUGUAUA